Zea mays is the source of this 1202-nucleotide messenger RNA. RefSeq lists its product as uncharacterized. NCBI's taxonomy places the organism in Eukaryota, Viridiplantae, Streptophyta, Magnoliopsida, Poales, Poaceae. Gene Ontology annotation, biological process: regulation of DNA-templated transcription. The transcript has 2 exons. The coding region runs from base 79 to 717 and encodes 212 amino acids. The record is from RefSeq and is marked validated. Gene Ontology annotation, molecular function: protein dimerization activity.
GGUCCAUCGCCUUCCUCCUACACGGCCUCGCUCGAUCUUACUUGCUUUUCCAGCUCGAUCACAGUAACCAACGACGCAAUGCGAGGCCCCAACACCAAGGCCUUCCAGCAAGGCUUCGUCCUCAAGAACAUGAUCUCGAGUCUCCAAGCCUGCUGCAAUAUCUCAUCCUCUGGCUCCGCGGGCGGCGCCACCGCCACGAUGAGUCUCCAGCAGAGGAAGCGCGCCAUCAAGGCGUCGGUCGACAUCGCCAUGGCGGCUUCUGCCCGCGGCGGUGGGGCGCGGUGGCCACAGGCCGUCUUGGCUCCAAGUUCGUCGUCGUCGUCGUCGCCGUCUGCUAGAACGCCGUCGCCGUCGUCGCCGGGGAAGAAGAAGAAGAACACGCGCGGCGUGUGCAAGAAGAAGGUCGUGAGGCGGUCGUGUCUCCACCACACGAGGACGCGGAGACGGAGGGAUGGCAGCAUUGCUGGUACCACGUCCUCGUCGCUUGCAAGGACGACGGCAGCGGCGGGAACGACGCUCGGUAGCUGCAGGGAGAUCGCGCGGAGGCUGGUGAGGAAGAGGACCAUGGUGCUCAGGAAGAUGAUUCCCGGAGGCGAGCUGCUCCAUGAUGAGAUCUCGCUGCUUCAUGAGGCUGUGGACUACGUUACUCACCUACACGCGCAAGUUGACGCUCUCAGGCGCAUCUCGAACGCGGUGCAACGAGCGAGGUUGAGCUAGAUCUUGUGUUACCAGCAUGCAGAUGUUAGUACGUGCCCGGAUAGAGGAAUUGGAAGGGCAGUUCAAUUUGCAGGAAAAGAACAAUGGCUGAUAUAUAGAUUGUACUCGCUAGCAGUUUUCCCUCGGCAUAUGAUGGAAGCUGAUGCAACUCAUGUGACCAGACCAGCAUGUGGAAAUGAUGAAGAGUAGACAAAAUAUGUUGUAGUCUGCAGAUAGGGUUAGAGGAUUGUGAUUGUGAUUGUAACUUGUAAUAAGGCAGAAACCAAAGAGACAUACGCAUAUUCUUGUGUAUGCUGAUGGACAGGUAAAGCUUUUGCUGCAGUAUUUCUCUAGAUAUUGCUAGCAUUUAACUUGUUGUCAACUCAGGCAGAGGAGAUACAUAUGCAUAUACUGCAUAGGGGGUUCUAGCUAGUCUUGAAUCAUUGCAAGAAUACAUGUCUAAAUGGAUGGGCUGUGCUAGACCAGACAUGGCUAGGCCCUACAAG